GUGUGUAUUUAUUGUGUGUUCGGUGUGUAUAGUGUGUAUUUAGUGUGUGUUGUGUGCGGAGCGGCAGUAGAUGGGAGAUUUUCAGUCGGAGCAGAAACGAGCUGAAGAGAAGAAGUGAAAGAAGAGAAAAGAAAAAGAGUCUGACAGGAAACAGAAGAGAAGAAGAAGAAGAAGAGAAAGAGGUUGUGACGUUGAGGUGCAAUUUAGCUCCUCCCACUGAUGACAACAGUGAUUAUAGCCCCGCCCACAGCUCCAACAUGGCUGACAGGAAGCUCUCAGGUUUACCUGCCCCCUCCCUGUCUUCACCCUGUCAUCAGAACGGCAGGAUUGGGGGGAUGACAUCCAAAGGCUCCCCACCCCCCCACAGUAAUGGCUGUUUGGAGGCGGGACCAGGAUGCCUCAGUACCAGUAACACCAGUGCUGUUUCCCAGCGUCCCCCCACACCCAGCAACAGGAUCUCAGCCUCCACCUCACCCCUCAGGACCCUCGCAGGUCUUGUGACUCCUGUGUCAAGUCCUGGUGCUGAAGGUGGCUCCACUCGGCCCCGGGGUCAGAGCCUUGGCUCCACCCUGAGUCCCAGGACCAGAACCAUGACCUCCAGAAACAAGUGCAGGAGCAGCCAACAGGAGGAGCCAGAGGCCUUGUUGGACCUGAUCCUGGAGUGUCAGGGUCAGAGACUGGAGGACCAGAGAGCCAGCCUCAGUCUGUUACCUGACCCAGGUCCAGCUGCUCUGUGUGGGGCCUGCAGCCCCGACCAGACCUCCUUACCUGGUCUGGACUUUUACUACAUGCUCAUACACUACCAGUCUGACAGGAUGGAGGACCAGAGGUGUUCCCUCCCUGACCUGGAUGAUGUGGUGGGUUCAGUUCCUGAGGGACAGGAGGACUUCUUCAGUCUGGUUCAGAGGGUUCAGUCCAGGAGGAUGGACGAACAGAGAGCAUCACUGCUGCUAACACACUCCGAAGAUGGCCACGAUCCACACAUCAACACACACACAGCAGGCUCCUCCCCCCAUCAUCAUCAUCAUCAUCACUGAUGAAGAGCAGGGCCCACAGGAACUGCUCCUGUGUGUCAGACUGUGGAACCCAGUCUGGAUCUUUCAUCGGGACAUUUGAGAUUAUUUUAGAUGUUUCAGUGAAUCAGUAAUUCAGACUGUGUCGUCAUGGAAAAAACAAAGUGACAAUGAAAUGGUGAAUGCACCCUGAAGGUCUGACCUGAGAACAGGACAGAGGGUUGUGACUGCAGUUUAAGGUUCCUGUAGAAUUUGUUUUAUGAGAGGUUUCUUGUGACUCAUGAUAUACCUGACACACCUGACCUUCGUCCUCCUGUCAGGGACACAUUGCUCAGAGCAGUGGAGGAAGAGGACGGUUACCUGGAACGUUUGGACAGAAACAAGAUUUAAAAUAUUUCAAACAUCAUCUUUACUCCUGUUCUGAGGAAGGAAAUACACUCAACGUGUUUAUUACACCUCAGUGGGCCUAAUGAGUCCCUGAAUGACUUCCUGAAUGAGUUCCUGAAUGAGUUCCCAAACUAGUUCCUAAAUGAGUUCCUUGAUGAGUUCCUAAAGGAGUUCUAGGAUGAGUUCCCCAACGAAUUCUGGAACAAGUCUCUGAAGCAGUUCUUGAAUGAAUUCUUGAGCAACUUCCCUGAUGAGUUUCUGAAAGAGUUCCCAAACAAGUUCCUGAAUGAGUUCCUGAACUAGUUCCUAAAUGAGUUACUUGAGUUCCUUGAUGAGUUCCUUAAAGAGUUCUAGGAUGAGUUCCUCAACGAAUUCUGGAACAAAUCUCUGAAGCAGUUCUUGAAUGAAUUCUUGAGCAACUUCCCUGAUGAGUUUCUGAAAGAGUUCCCAAACAAGUUCCUGAAUGAGUUCCUGAACUAGUUCCUAAAUUAGUUCCUUGAUGAGUUCCUAAAAGAGUUCUAGGAUGAGUUCCUCAACAAAUUCUGGAACAAGUCUCUGAAGCAGUUCCUGAAUAAGUUCUUGAACAACUUCCCUGAUGAGUUUCUGAAUGAGUUCCCAAACGAGUUCCAAAAUUAGUUCCUGGGCAAGAUCCCGAAGAUGUUCCAGAAGGAGCCCCUCAACAAAUUCUUGAACAAACUCCUGAGCAGGUUCCUUAAUAAAUUCCUGAAAAAGUUCUUGAACGAGAUCCUGAAUAAGACAGCAGCAUUUAACAACUAAUAACAGCAACAGGAUGUUUUAUUUUGGUGGUACAGAUCAGAGAGAACAGACAGAUUGCAGAUUUGAUCUUUGUUUAAAAACUUGAGUAUCAGAGUUCUGAUUCUCACAGUUCUGGGGCCUAGUUACAGAAAAUGAUCCUCACUGCUUGUCAUGUCCAAAGUUCUGAAGUACAGAAACACAACACCCAGGUGGACGUGCUAAUUUUACACCCUUUAUGGGCGAGCUGCCUGUAAAGGGUCUAGAUCAGUCUGUUUUGGGUUUGACAUUCUCAUCGGCCUCCAUGCUGCUCUCUGCAGUUUACUAACCUGUUUUCAGGCCGUGUGUGACAUUGAAAGUGACACAGCAGAGAGCAGAGAAAAAUAAAACCAGAGCAUCAUACUGGUCUAGUGCACAGCUCUGCAGCAGACCAGUAUGACUCUCCACUGUCAGUGGGAGAGGAGUCUAUGUUAGCAGGUUUUCCAAUGUUUAAAAAAAAAACACCCAUACUCGCACUAGUUUUAGAUGAAAGGUGGUGAAUCUCAACAUCUGGGAGUUGGUGUUGUUCCCCUUCUUCAGCUUCACCGCCGUACAGACACAUUUUCAUCAGUUCCUUUGACGUUAGGAUGUACGGAGUCUUUACCAUCCUGAUUUAAGAUUCCUAACAUGAGAAGCUUGUCGGUUGUGUACGAGCUGAAUUCCUGUUCUGACCUAAGACAGUUUUAGUUUAAGAUUUGUUUUUCUACAUGCAGUCAGGAAACAUGUUUCUGUGACACCAACAAUCCAAAUGUCUUCCUGAACUGAGAAAUGAUUUCAGACUGAUGAAGUUUCUGUAACGACGCCGUCAGACCUCAUGAUGAGAUGAAGUGUGAUGAUUCCCGAGCACGGCACCGCUGCUGCUCACCGCUCCCUCGGGAUGGGUCAAAUGCGGAGAACAAAUUUCACACACUCAGGUGUGUGACAAUCAGUGGAACUUUAAUCUUAAUCUAGGUGUCAUGUUUAAAACCACAGAGAAGUUGUCUCGACACGCUGCAACUGCGUCUGACUGAUGUCAGCUGACUCCGCCCCUCCAGACUGCAGACAGAGGUUUCUGUUUCUCAGAGAGAGGUUUUUCUUACUUCUUGUCGUCCGACUGUUUUCAGGAAGUAAAAUGGAUUUUAUGUUUUUUCUUCAUGUGACGGACUGAACAGGCGUGUUCAGUGUCAGUGUUUUUUGUCUCCAGACGGCUCGCCGCUGUGUGAUGUCAUACGUAAAGAAGAUAUCCUGUGAUGAGACAUUUAUCUUCUUCUCUGAAACUCCAUGACGACCAGUGAGGAUGUUUGUCUGUCCCGUAGCUAGUGUCUCUGUGUCUUUAGAGACGAUAACACGUUACUGAUCCUACUGAUCUAUUAAACAUCAGAUUUGAUUCUGACCCACAGACAAAGAACUGAACUGAAACACGACUUAUUUCUUAACCUGAAUAUUUCACAUUAUGCAUCUGAAGAGUUGAAUUUGUA
Molecule: messenger RNA, 3649 nt
Organism: Epinephelus lanceolatus (giant grouper)
Lineage: Eukaryota; Metazoa; Chordata; Actinopteri; Perciformes; Serranidae
Biological process (GO): establishment of mitotic spindle orientation
Cellular component (GO): cell cortex
Molecular function (GO): G-protein alpha-subunit binding; GDP-dissociation inhibitor activity
Source: RefSeq, a predicted model, not a curated record